AUGAACUUUGAUAACGUGGCGUUGAGUCGAACACCCCAGUCUGCGCCGCGAGGUUGCGCGGAGCGGUCGUAUGUCGUGUUAGUGCCGGUGAGUCAAGUGCGGACUGUGUUCGCGCUCGCGUACGCGCCGCAUUCCAUCGUGGGGGCCCUUCGCCGCCAUUGGCCGAACCCGCGUGACGUCACUCUUCGUAAUGAGGUAUUCAACAUGGCCGUGUAG
This is a messenger RNA of Danaus chrysippus (African queen), 216 nucleotides long. The record is from the annotation of a GenBank genome assembly. NCBI's taxonomy places the organism in Eukaryota, Metazoa, Arthropoda, Insecta, Lepidoptera, Nymphalidae.